CACCGAUCCAAUCCCGUGUCAGAGGAGGCGGGAUUAUGAAGAACACGGAUGGGGGAAGAUGACAUUGCUGUGAGUGUCGCCUGUUUUUUGGAGAAGGUGAUCUGGGAAUUGAUCGGCAGACAUCAUGUGGCCCCGGUUAUGUUUGGGGCUGUUGUUUGUUGGCCUGGUACGAGCAACGCUGCCUGCCUUCGAAACCAACAAAAAGCUGGAUCCUGAAGUCUGUAUGAAUAUUAGUGAGAUCAUCAGACACUGGGGUUAUCCGGCUGAAGAGUUCGAGGUAGUCACCGAUGACGGCUACAUCCUGAGCGUCAACAGAAUCUCACACGGCAUCCAGAGUAAAUUCCAGCAAGAGCCCAGGCCUGUGGUGUACCUUCAACAUGGGCUCCUGGCCGCAGGAAGUAACUGGGUGACCAACCUCCCCAACACCAGCCUUGGCUUUUUGCUAGCGGAUGCUGGAUUUGACGUGUGGAUUGGAAAUAGCCGUGGGAACACCUGGUCAAGAAAACAUGUCAAGUUUACCCCUAAGCAAAAAGAAUACUGGCAGUUUAGCCAUGAUGAAAUGGCUAAGAGGGACCUUCCAGCAGUAAUAAACUUCAUCACAAAAGUCACAGGACAGGAGCAGAUUUUCUAUGUUGGCCAUUCUCAGGGAACCACCAUUGCUUUUAUGGCUUUUUCCACAAUGCCAGAGCUGGCUAGCAAAAUCAAGAUGUUUUUUGCAUUGGCUCCAGUAGCCACAGUUGCUUUCACAGAAAGUCCUAUGGGCAAACUGAGUAUCCUCCCUGAGUUUUUCAUCUGGAAAUUAUUUGGGCACAAAGACUUUUUUCCUCAGACUGCUCUCAUCAAGUUUUUUGCCACCCAGUUCUGCAGCAAGAAACCAAUAAGCGUGCUGUGUGGAAAUAUAUUUUUCCUCCUGUGUGGUUUCGAUGAGAAAAACCUGAACAUGACCCGAACGCCCGUGUACACAACACACUGCCCUGCUGGAACCUCUGUCCAGAACAUGGUCCACUGGGCUCAGGCUGUAAAGAGUAAGAGACUGAUGGCAUAUGACUACGGAAAGGCUGGAAACAUUGUUCAUUAUAAUCAGUCAAUCCCUCCUCUGUAUAACGUGCGGGACAUGAAGGUGCCUACGGCGGUGUGGUCCGGAGGACACGACACGCUGGCAGACCCAAAGGAUGUGGCGUUGCUGCUCAAACAGAUCCCUAACCUGGUGUUCCAGCGCAAAAUCCAGCAUUGGGAACACCUGGAUUUCAUCUGGGGACUGGACGCCCCGCAGGAGAUGUACGAGCAAAUAAUCCAGUUGAUGAGAAAGAAUAUCUGACCGCCUUUUAUGCCUUUUAAUGUGAAGUUUUAGUGUUAUAACAAUACAACAACCAGCACUAUGAAUUUCUUAAUAAUUCUUUAUCAGGGAAUUACAGCAAAAAAUACUAACAUUUUUACUUUCUUUUACAUUACUUGUUGUACCUCAAAUUUAUCUUACAUUAUCUUUGUUUGAUUUGUAAAUACACCGUGUUCCAAACUAUUAUGCAAAUGCAUUUUUUUUUCUAAAUAGUAAAUAUGCUUAAAGAUUUUAUAUUUUAAUUUUAAUAACAUUUAUAUUACAAUGUGAAUGUUAUUACAUGCAAAAGAACUGACAAUGUAAACUGCUUUAUUGACAUUUUGGAAAAAUCACAAAAUAUGCUGUUCCAAAUAA
Molecule: messenger RNA, 1690 nt
Organism: Silurus meridionalis
Lineage: Eukaryota; Metazoa; Chordata; Actinopteri; Siluriformes; Siluridae
Gene: lipf
Product: lipase, gastric
Exons: 10
Coding region: 125-1318 (397 amino acids)
Molecular function (GO): hydrolase activity, acting on ester bonds
Source: RefSeq, a predicted model, not a curated record